Molecule: messenger RNA, 3201 nt
Organism: Drosophila ficusphila
Lineage: Eukaryota; Metazoa; Arthropoda; Insecta; Diptera; Drosophilidae
Gene: Src64B
Product: tyrosine-protein kinase Src64B
Exons: 8
Coding region: 910-2571 (553 amino acids)
Biological process (GO): cell differentiation; cell surface receptor protein tyrosine kinase signaling pathway; protein phosphorylation
Cellular component (GO): extrinsic component of cytoplasmic side of plasma membrane
Molecular function (GO): non-membrane spanning protein tyrosine kinase activity; ATP binding; signaling receptor binding
Source: RefSeq, a predicted model, not a curated record
UUCUCAUUCUGAAAAAAAUUUACCGCGAUUCGGACGCGUUUUUCCAGCGUGGGUGUUUUUCUUCUCGGUCGGCGUUUUCGGCGGCUUCUUAUCGUCAAACAAUAGUGCAUUAAACGGGGCUUGCAGUGCGGAAAGCUGAAUUAAAAACUAUUGCUAUUUGCAAAAAAGUUAAUAACGGCGACGCACCGUGAAUUAAAAACAACAUCAACUUUACCUACAGUGGCAGACGUAACUGUAAGUUUCGCUUGCCGUUGAUAGCAAACAAAAAAUCCGCAGCAUAAGUUUUGAUUUAUUCUAAUUAAAAAAGGUUGCGAUAACCAACUUUGACCGAAUCAAAGGUGACUGACGACCGACGGCCAGCAAUGUGCAGACGGUCGCUGGCUGAAAUUGCUGGCAGGACACAGACCGCAAGGAUCAACGCAAUCAACGUGCAGCAGUUGCAGCUGUGAAUGCAACAGCAACUGGCAACUGGCAACCAGCAACUGGCAACCGGCAACUGGCAACCAGCAACCAACAAUAUUGGCUCCUUUUUAUAUACCCAAAACGAAAUGCGUUUUUGCAACUCGGCCAAUAAGAAGACACAGAUAGCAGUUGAUAGAUGAACUAAAGCAAAUGCCCUCCAAUUGCAGCUUUUGAUGCAAUCUUAAGGCAGGGGCCCAAAAAGAACCCAACUUGACUGAUAGUUUAAACUACUUACUCUAAAGUAACAAACACAACAACACACGGCUGCAACAACUUUAUUACAAUAUUGCUAAGAACAACUCGUUAAUUGCCAAAAAUAUGUGUUGCUGCAACUGAAGCUUAACAAAUAUAUUAGGAAUAUAAAUUAGGAAAUCAUCUAAGAAAUAAAGAAAUCGCCAAGAAAAGCUCAAGAUCGAGAGUUCACAGCUGGAGAGACUUGCAUAAGCCAUGGGCAACAAAUGCUGCAGCAAGCGACAGGAUCAGGAAUUGGCAUUGGCCUAUCCCACGGGCGGCUACAAAAAAUCCGACUACACCUUCGGCCAGACGCACAUCAACAACAGCGGCGGUGGCAACAUGGGCGGCGUACUUGGCCAGAAGCACAACAACGGCGGUUCGCUGGACUCGCGCUAUACACCCGAUCCGAACCAUCGGGGUCCGCUGAAAAUCGGCGGAAAAGGAGGCGUUGACAUCAUCAGGCCCCGCACCACACCAACCGGCGUUCCUGGUGUCGUGCUCAAGCGCGUGGUCGUGGCCCUGUACGACUAUAAAUCCCGCGAUGAAUCCGAUCUGAGCUUCAUGAAGGGCGACCGCAUGGAGGUCAUCGACGACACCGAGUCCGAUUGGUGGCGCGUCGUGAAUCUGACUACUCGCCAGGAGGGCCUCAUCCCGCUUAACUUUGUGGCCGAGGAGCGCAGCGUCAACAGCGAAGACUGGUUCUUUGAGAACGUGCUUCGAAAGGAGGCGGACAAGCUGCUGCUGGCCGAGGAGAAUCCGCGCGGCACCUUCCUCGUGCGUCCCUCGGAGCACAAUCCCAACGGCUACUCGCUGUCGGUAAAGGACUGGGAGGAUGGACGCGGCUACCACGUGAAGCACUACCGCAUCAAGCCGCUGGACAACGGCGGCUACUACAUCGCCACCAACCAGACGUUCCCCUCGCUUCAGGCCUUGGUCAUGGCAUACAGCAAAGAAAACGCUCUUGGCCUCUGUCACAUACUGUCGCGUCCCUGCCCCAAACCGCAGCCCCAGAUGUGGGACUUGGGACCGGAGCUGCGCGAUAAGUACGAGAUUCCGCGCUCGGAGAUUCAGCUGCUGCGCAAACUGGGACGCGGCAACUUCGGCGAGGUCUUCUACGGCAAGUGGCGCAACAGCAUCGAUGUGGCGGUCAAGACAUUGCGUGAAGGAACCAUGUCCACGGCCGCUUUCCUCCAGGAGGCGGCCAUCAUGAAGAAGUUCCGCCACAACCGCCUGGUGGCCCUCUAUGCGGUUUGCUCGCAGGAGGAGCCCAUCUACAUUGUGCAGGAGUACAUGUCCAAGGGCAGUCUGCUGGACUUCUUGCGCGAGGGCGAUGGCCGCUACUUGCACUUCGAGGAUCUCAUCUACAUAGCCACCCAGGUGGCCAGCGGCAUGGAGUAUCUGGAGUCCAAGCAGCUCAUCCAUCGCGAUCUGGCGGCCCGCAACGUGCUGAUUGGAGAGAACAAUGUGGCGAAGAUUUGUGAUUUUGGAUUGGCGCGUGUGAUCGCCGAUGACGAGUACUGCCCCAAGCAGGGAUCCCGGUUUCCGGUCAAGUGGACGGCGCCCGAGGCGAUCAUCUACGGCAAGUUCUCGAUCAAGUCGGACGUGUGGUCGUACGGCAUUCUGCUGAUGGAGCUCUUCACGUACGGACAAGUGCCCUAUCCGGGCAUGCACAGUCGCGAGGUGAUCGAGAACAUCGAGCGCGGCUUCCGCAUGCCGAAGCCGACGAACCACUAUUUCCCGGACAACAUCUAUCAACUGCUGCUCCAGUGCUGGGAUGCCGUGCCCGAGAAGCGGCCGACGUUCGAGUUCUUGAACCACUACUUCGAGUCCUUCUCGGUCACGUCCGAGGUGCCGUAUCGAGAGGUGCAAGACUAAACAGAGUCCAGCCUAAUCACACACCUACACAUCACCCACACACUCUCUCACACGCAUACACACACGUACGAUAUAUAUAUAUAGUAUAUAAAGUUAUACAUAUAUUAUACAUUUAUAUGCAUAUUUACUAUAAUUCUUAAGACUUUUUAAUGGCAUAGUUGCAUACCAACCAACACACAUGAACUCUAUAUGUCGGUAUAUGUAUGUGUUUAAGCGUAUCCAAACAAUUCAGAAACCAACUACAAACCACAACAAACAAAAAAAAUCAACAAAACCAACAAAAAAAAAAAAAAACUAAAAUCGGAAAAACAAAAUUUUAUAUUUUACACGCAAAACUAUUUUAUAAUUUAUAUACCUAAUUGUAUGUACUAUGGAAAUAGAAAGUAUUUAACUAGUUUUGUAAGCUUACCCAGAAACAGAAAGGGGCAGAAAAAUGAUACCAAGAAAUCAAGAACGAACAGAACACGAAAGAAAUUGAUGGCAACUCUAUUGAAUUUCAAAUCGAAUAUACAGCUACAAUUUAACGCUACUUUAAUCGGUGCUUAGGUUUUAUGUAUAAACAAUCCAAUCCAAUCCAAUCUACAACUAGAACUUUUUGAUCUUAACCUCCCUCUGCUGAAUAGUUUCUUC